Striga asiatica is the source of this 381-nucleotide messenger RNA. NCBI's taxonomy places the organism in Eukaryota, Viridiplantae, Streptophyta, Magnoliopsida, Lamiales, Orobanchaceae. The record is from the annotation of a GenBank genome assembly.
AUGUCAAUGAUGCAAUCCUUGGCAGUCUGGGAGAUGAAAAUGUCUGAGUAUGAGAGUAUAAGAAGGAGGAUAGUAGAGGAGAAUAAAAAGAAGAUAGAGGAACUUGGACUUAGACCGGUGGCUUAUGAGAAAAUGAAUUUGAAGAAACCGGCUAAGCAAGUAAUUGCUAGCAAAAACGUGGAGCUUGAAAGGAUUGCAGACAAACAACAAUUGUCAAUGGCCACAAUGGCGAGCUUAAAUAAAUCACGUUCUCAAACUCAGAAAAGACUUUUGGAACAGAGUAAAGCGAAGAAUCAAUAUGAUGAGAGUGCAUUGAAAUUGAAACAACCUCUGACGGUGUCCGCACCACCUCUUAAAGAAGUGCCUCCUCAACAAGCCUAG